Camelus dromedarius (Arabian camel) is the source of this 3705-nucleotide messenger RNA. Its product is annotated as vigilin-like. The record is from RefSeq and is a predicted model, not a curated record. Bases 1 to 3705 code for a protein of 1234 amino acids. Gene Ontology annotation, molecular function: mRNA binding. NCBI's taxonomy places the organism in Eukaryota, Metazoa, Chordata, Mammalia, Artiodactyla, Camelidae. The transcript has a single exon. Gene Ontology annotation, cellular component: nucleus; cytoplasm.
AUGAAUCCCAAAGAAAAUGUAACUGAGCGCCAAAGUAAGUACCUCCAAAAAGACAAUAAUGUUACUGCUUUAAACUCAGAAGAGGACCUUCACACUCCCAUCUACAAAGAUCAGUUCACUCAGCAGCUAGAGAAAACAAAUUGGUUGGAAAAUGCUCAAGAACCUGCUGCAUCCUCGAGCAAUAACAGUCAAUCUGUCAUGACCUCAGUCAUCACUCAAGCUUUUUAUAUGCCUCUGGAAGAGAAACAAUAUGUGAAUCAGUUUAAGGAAGGUAGACAAGCAAAUUUCCAUCUAGACAUCAUGCAAAGAACUGGUGCCAAACUAGAAAUAACUUUUGUCAAAAACCAAGGCCUCUUCAUAAUAGUAUCUGGUAAGCCAGAAACUGUCAUGAAAGCUCAGAAGGAGAUUUGUGCACGUUUUAAGAAACAAGUUUUAACUAUAGUUUCCGUUCCCAAAGAACAUCUUUGCUUUAUUUUAGACAAGACUGGAGAAAAACUACCAGACCAAAAACAAAAAGCUGCAACUGAUAUUCAGACCUUAUGCACAGUUAACCACAGCACCCAGACCAAUGUUGCUGGCACCAAAGAGGUCAUGAAAAAGGCUCCACAGGAAGUCUUACUUAUGUCUGUGGAACAAGACAAGUGUGCUAUGGAAAGGUUAGACGUGGGAAAGGCGUUUCAUCCUUUCACUGCUGGACCAUACAAUAAAACUUCUGACAAAAGCGUACAGGAAAUGGGGGCAGACAUCCACAUUUCACCAUCUAGUGCCAAUCAGACACAAAUAAGCUUUCCUGGAAAAAAGCAACAACCAGAUCAGAUUCAAGAUUGUGUCAAGAAGAUUUCUGAGAAUACUAAAGAGAAAACCACAUCCACAGAUGUGGAGAUAAGAAUGCAGCACAGCUGUACAAUAGGUCCCAAUAGCAAUUCAGUUCAGGAAAUCCUGGAAAGAACUGGAAUUUCCAUUGAGAUUUUACCUUCAGAGAGCACGUCAGAUUCUGUGACGUACCACCAUAAGCCUGAAAGUUUAAGGAAGGCAUUUACUGAAGCCCACUCGGAGACCAAGGCUUACACUCUUUCCUCCAUCUCUGUACCUUCCUGGCUUCACAGAUUUGUUAUUGGUAAGAAAGGUUGUAAUAUAUCCACAAUUACUCAGAACAUGCCAGAAGUUCGUAUAAAUUUUACUGGAGAAGAUAAAAUUACAAUAGACGGGCCAAUAGAAGAUGUGAGUUAUGCUCAAGAACAAAUUGAGGUCAUAGUCAAAGACUUAAUCAACAGGAUGGAUUAUGCAGAGAUUAAUGUUGACUGUAAGUUUCAUAAACACCUGAUAGGGAAGAAAGGUGCUAUCAUAAACCGAAUUAGAGAGAGGAAUAGAGUUUCUGUGCUAAUCUCACCUGAAAAUGAAAAGAAUAACGUGAUCAGAAUUGAGGGAGAAUCUCAAGGGGUCCAACAGGCCAAGAGAGAACUUCUUGAACUUGCUUCUCAUUUAGAAAAGGAGCAAAAGGACUUAAUCAUUGAGCAAAGAUUUCACCAGGCAAUCAUUGGGCAGAAAGGUGUACAGAUACGUGACAUCCAUAAGAAAUUUCCAGAAGUUGUAAUUAAUUUUCCAGACCCAGCACAAAAAAGUGACAUUAUCCACCUUAGAGGGCCAAAACAUGAAUUAGAAAAGUGUGCACAAUAUUUGGAGAAUGUGGUGACAGACAUCGAAGAAAGUAACUAUUCCAUAACUGUUCCUAUUUUCAAAAAGCUUCACAAAAAUAUUAUUGGAAAAGGAGGUGCAAACAUCAAAAAAAUCUGUGCUGCAAGCAACACCAAAAUUGUUCUUCCAGCAGCGAGCAGCAACUCAGAAAAUAUUGUCAUCACUGGAAAGCCAGCCAACUGUGAAAUGGCUUGUGAUUUGAUCCUUUCAAUUCAGAAAGAUAUGGCCAAUAUUUCAGAAGUGGAAAUUCCUAUUCCUUCCAAUCUACACAAAUCCUUUAUUGACUCUAAAGACUGUUUGAUUAGUGCAAUUAUAGAAGAAUGUGGAAAUAUCCACAUCUACUUUCCAAAAGAUAACUCAGGACUUCAAAGAGCUAUUAUUAGGGGACCUGCCCAAAGUGUUGAGAAGGCCAAGAAAAUGCUCCUGCAACUAGUAGAAGAAGAACAAGCCAAGUGUUAUUCUGUAGUACUCCAUGUCAGACCAGAGUAUCAUAAAUUCCUCAUGAGUAAAAAUGGUGGUGAUGUUCCCAGAGUCUGUGAAGAGACUGGAGCACGUGUCCUUUUCCCUAUCCCUGAGGACAUGGAUCAAGAAUUGUUAACGAUCCUAGGGACAGAGAAGGCGGUCAAAGAUACACAAAAGAAACUAGAGGAUCUAAUUACAAAUCUAGAUAACGUGGUAGAGGACAUCAUAGUGAUAAAUCCCACGUACCACCAGCAUUUUUUUAUGCAAAGGGGUGAGGUGUCACGGGAAAUGACUGAGGAAUAUGGUGGUGUGAUUAUUAACUUUUCAUGUUUGGGAGAACAAAGUAACAAAGUCACAAUCAAAGGAGCAAAGCCUUGUGUGGAAGCAGCCAAGAAACAUAUUCAGGAGAUUAUUGAGGACUUGGACACGGCAGUCACAAUAGAAUGUGUUAUUCCCCAGAAGUUCCAUGAUUUUUUCAUGGGACCAAUGUGUUCUCGAGUCAGACAAAUCAGUAGAGAUUAUAGUGUUCAAAUCAAAUUCCCAGAUAGAGAGGAGAUUCCACUUACUAAUACAGAGCCUGCUGUUCUGGAAAAUAAGGAAGAAGUUGGGGAAAAGAGCACCAUAGGAGCUGCUUCUAUUUCCCCAAGAAAAUGUGACACCAUAUUGAUCUCAGGCCCAAAGAAGAAGUGUGAAGCCACUGUGGAAGCCCUUGAGGCUUUAAUUCCCAUCACUACUGAAGUACAUGUGCCCUUUGACUUACACCAUGACAUCAUUGGUCAGAAAGGAAGUGAGGUACACAAGAUAAUAGAUGACUUUGAAGUUAAUAUCCAGAUAUCAUCACCUGGGUUAGAGUCUGAUAUCAUUUCCAUCACUGGCCUUGCUGCAAAUGUAGAACGAGCCAAGACUAGAUUACAACAACGAGUAAAGAAUUUACAAGCUGAAAUAGAAGAACGAUCAUUAAAAAAUUUUAGACUCAAUGUCACAGUAGACCCAAAAUACCACCCCAAGAUCAUUGGCCGAAAGGGGUUAGUUAUUGCUCAGAUUUGCUUAGAGCAUAAAGUUACCAUCCAUUGUCCAAGAAAAGAGAGCAAUGAAACACAAGACCAAAUCACAAUCUUAGGAUAUAAAUAUAACGCCAUAGCCGCCCAGGAUACAAUAAUGAAAAUGGUGCACAAUUUUGAAAAAACAAUCACUAAGCAAGUUUCACUAAACAGUCAGGUCUGUGGCCACAUUAUUGGAUUGCAUGGAAAAGCCAUUCAUAAAAUCAUGAAUCAAUUCCAGGUCGAUAUCUACUUCUCUCCUAGAGGAAUCCAAGAUGCAAACAUCACUGUGACUGGACUCCCUAAUAAUGUCAAAAAAGCAAUUGAUCAUAUCCUCAGUCUUGAGGAAUAUUAUCUGACUGUUCAAAAGCAUAAGUUAAAGAAGGAGCAUAUGAAGAAAGUCACUCUAGGCAAUUCAUUCUAUGAGCCACGCAAGAAUCUGGAAGUAAAAGAUCUUCCCUGUACUGCAUAUACCAUUCAAAAGAUCCGAGACAUGAAUAGCUCUUAA